AUGGAGGCGCCGAACGUGCCAGCGCAGGGAAUGAGGUGCUUGGGUUUGUGGCUGGAACACCCCAACCACACGAACGACAAGCUCGUGGAGGCAUGGGAUCUCGCCAAGGAGAAGGCAAAUCCAGUCGUCCUCGGCAAACCCGACGUGGACGGCGCCGUGGGCCGCGACCCCGUCGGGUCCGCAUCGUUUUUCGACUUGCCGAUCAAGCACUGGAACUACAGGCCGAGGGCGUACAUCAAGACCGCUGCCGACGUGAUCACUGAGGCGCCUGGGAUGGAGGCAAUGGCGUGGGAUGACGUGAAGCAGAUAAUGGAUGAGGGCAGGUAUAAGGACUUGCCGCCUCCUCUUGGCUACGCGAGCACGGAGGACGAGCUGCCUUGCACUAUGAACAUGUUGGUUUGCAAGAACCCUUCCGACCCGCAAUCGCACAUCAUCUUGAAGCACUUCACGUCCCUCGGCAAUGGGCACACCAUGAGCGAGAUCCAGAGCAAACUCAUCCAAGGCGACGCUUGCGCGAUUGAUUUCAGGCCAGACAGGUUCAACAGCAUGCGCACCUUCCAGAUCUUGCUCGAGUGGAUGGGCGGCAUUCUGUUUCGUUAUUGGAGGUGCGAGCGCCCGAGCGCGGUGCGUGGGCCUGUCGGCGAGGGCGACGUGGCGCAGAAGCAGAAGGAGCUCGCCGACGCGAUGCAGCACACCAAGGAUGAAGCGCCACGCACGAACUGGGAUGGCGAGCAGCUGUUGUGGGUGGAGCAAGAGUACUGCGACCCAGCAUCCCCCCUGGCCAACGUGAGGAAGGAGUUCGUCAACAAGGCGCUCCAGAUACUCAAGGACAGAGACCACUUCGCGGCGAAGGAAACGCACUACCCCUUGCUGAAGGGAGACAUCCGCAACGAGUACCAGCCAGUCAUUGACAGGAUCCCCCGCGCACUUCUCGGCAACACUGUCGUCUUCAUUGGCGAGGCCAAGUUUGGGAAGACGCCGUUGAUGCACAUCUUGGCCAUGGCGAUGGCGAGGUACCACGCCGACUGCGUGAACGAGAAGCGCGGCCGCGUGGCUCGGAAGCGCCAUGAAAUGCUUCUUCAGAUCCCUCCGAAGGCUGGCGAGACCUGGGUUCCCUGCGUGUUCGACGACGGCGACUUGUCUGACCAGCGGCCGCGCGUGUUGAAGGCGUUCUUCGACCCGACGCAAGUCGAGUCGAACGUCUACGUGCGCUGGGGCGCGGCCAAGUUCAAGAGGAACCAAGCUCGCUUCGGAGGCGAUAACGAGUACGACGCCGAGAGCGAGCCGAGCCAGACCGACUGGCACUUUGCCUCAAGAUCUCCCGAGAAGGAGAAGCGCACCACGGCCUACCUGGUGGAGAUGAUCAAACCCGCCUUCCCGAAGAACCUGUCGUUCAGCAACGUCGGCGCCAUGCUCAAGCGCAGCAACAUAUGCCUGAACACGAAGUACAAUCUGUAUGUCCGUCCAUGUGGCACGUUCGCGCUCGUGGAGAAGCUUCCUCUCUUGGACGGCUACACCACCCCUGAAGCGGGCAAGCGCCUCCAGAACUGCCUGCGCAACAAUGUGAGGCGCGACCAGGAAGAGUUCGACAACCUCCUCGCGUUCGAGAAGCGCGACAUGCUGAAACUGAUGGCGGACGCGAAGAAGGAGUUCAAGGAGGACGGGGGCGAUGCCGACGACCAGCCCGCCCCUGAGCCAGCGCGGCCCGCUGCCCCUGUCCAGGACGAGGAUGAGGAC
Prorocentrum cordatum is the source of this 1737-nucleotide messenger RNA. The record is from the annotation of a GenBank genome assembly. Lineage: Eukaryota; Dinophyceae; Prorocentrales; Prorocentraceae.